This is a messenger RNA of Lotus japonicus, 501 nucleotides long. RefSeq lists its product as uncharacterized. Lineage: Eukaryota; Viridiplantae; Streptophyta; Magnoliopsida; Fabales; Fabaceae. The coding region runs from base 1 to 501 and encodes 166 amino acids. The record is from RefSeq and is a predicted model, not a curated record. The transcript has a single exon.
AUGUCUUCUCUAGCCUCAUCGGACAACACUCCUGUGCCCGUCACCUCUCCGACUACAGCCCCCCCGGUGGCUCCUCUCACCCCGCUGGCCAAGCCUGAUUUUCACCUGGCGCUUGUUGUUUCAAACAUUAAGAAUCACAUUCCUAUUAUGCUUGACAUGGAGACUGAUCGCUAUGGCACCUGGGCGGAGCUUUUCUGCAUUCAUGCUCGUUCCCACCGCGUUCUGCAUCACAUUGUCCCUGCUGCGGACAAGCCUACCCCGCAAGUCACAGACCCUACUUAUGAGCCAUGGGUCACGUUGGAUGCCACGGUCCUUCAGUGGAUUUAUUCCACCAUUUCUAUUGAUCUAAUGUCUACCAUCAUGGAGCCUGACUCCACUACUUUCACUGCUUGGACGCGUUUGGCAGAUUUAUUUCAGGAUAAUCAGAACGCCCGUGUUGUCACCUUGGAGCAGGAGUUCUCUACUGUUCGUAUGGAGGCAUUUCCGACCGUCGCCACCUAA